CAUCGCAUGGAGGUGCAAAAACAACAGCAAGAGGAAGAGGUGAAAGCACUCCAGAUAUCGCAACGGGGUGAUGCUCUUGUUGAUGCUGUGCGGCAGUAUGAGCAUGUGCUAGUGGCAUUUGAAGAGGAAGUUAUGUUCCGUCGUGGCUCGUUCUCUGCUGCUUCUUAUAUGCUUGGUGAAAUUGAUCGCUUUUCCAAUGCGUUGCUGCGCCGUUCUGAGGCAAAUCUGCAGGAGCUUACCAGACUGCAGAUAAUGGCAACCGAGAAUAAAGAGAGUGAGCUGCGGACGGCCCAUGAGUCUGCUGUAGCGAGACUUAUGCAGAUAGUGUAUGCUAGUCAAGAGCAGUCGGAGGCAAUGUGCCGCCGGCUUUUACAGCAGUUGGAGUGUGAGGCUCGUGCGGUGUGUGAGGCCCACAUACGACGACAGGAACAAGGAUGGCAGAAGUCUGAAAUGCACAGACGUAUAGAAUCACUGAUAGAGACUUUGCAAAGGGAUAAGGCCCGACACGUGGAGGAGAAAAAACGUCUGGAAGAGGAAUUAUGUGUGCUGCGGUGUAGUGUGCAGGAGCAACAGCAGCAGCGGGAGUUGGCGGAGAAGGAUGCACAGCAGCGUGUAGAUGAUGUACGGUGUGAACUGCGCCGUGUGGAGUGUGAAUUGAUCGAAGCAGAGCGACGCCACACGUUGGAGUGUGCCGCACUGCGUACCUCGCUUGAAGAAGAGUGUGCAGUUCACACUGGAACAACAACAACAAAAGCAACGAUGACCGAAAGAGAGGAGUCUAUAGGAGAACACCACAAAUGCUACACAGCUGACUUUGAAGUGUUAUUAAAGCAGAUGGAACAGUUUGUGGGGGUUCUUUUCUCUCUUGCAUGUGAUACGGUCUAUGCAAAGAUUAGCGAUUUACCAAUGGGACUGUUAUUGUUAGAAACUGGCGUAGAACUGAAACCAGGGGAAGCAGUUUCUGAGACAUUCUCUAUACCUCCUCCUUUUUCACGUGAACUGGAGAAGCAGCAGCAGCAGCAGCAGCAGCAAGAGAGAGAUGAGAUGCAUGAGCGCAUUAGGUCACUAAUGGAUAUGCUGCAGCGUGAGAGAACUAAACAUGAGGAAGAGAAAAAUUAUCUCGAGAAGGAAUUACGUAUGCUGCGACACUGUGUGCAGGAUCAGCAGGAGGAACAAGAGAGUCACCACAACCUUCAUCAUCAUCAUCAUCAUCAUCAGGAACAGCAACAGAAUAAAAAGAAAAAGCAAAAGCAUAAUCAGCAGCAGCAGCAGAAGGAUUCACAUGACUUUCGGCGUGAUGAAUCGCAUGCAGAUAUUCAAAGAUCACAGGGAGUUGAUUUUCGCACACCUCCACGCCGUUCGGUCUCAACUGGUGAUGUGACACAGUCAAUGGUGCGUUUCUCGAAGAUGUUGAACGAGCAACGCUGCAAGAAUGAUACUCGGCUGCAAAAUCUUGAUACCCUCAUGGCAGAAGUAGAUGAUCUUAUUGAACGUGGUCGCAUUGUGACGCGACUGGAGAGAAGUUCAAGUCUAAAACGGGAAUCCUCUAAUGCUAUGCGUUAG
This is a messenger RNA of Trypanosoma theileri, 1563 nucleotides long. RefSeq lists its product as uncharacterized. The transcript has a single exon. Lineage: Eukaryota; Euglenozoa; Kinetoplastea; Trypanosomatida; Trypanosomatidae. The annotation marks the transcript as partial. The record is from RefSeq and is a predicted model, not a curated record.